Messenger RNA from Liolophura sinensis, 1366 nucleotides. RefSeq lists its product as uncharacterized. Lineage: Eukaryota; Metazoa; Mollusca; Polyplacophora; Chitonida; Chitonidae. The transcript has 6 exons. The coding region runs from base 23 to 1366 and encodes 447 amino acids. The record is from RefSeq and is a predicted model, not a curated record.
AUGAUGGCAUUACGUUAACAUCAUGGCACUUCAUAUUCGAUCUCUGAAGCUCAAGCCUUACACGUCGCCACACGUGCUUUGUCGGUGUUUUGGAACCCAAGUGCAAAGCUCGAAAACUGGAGACAAGCGACCGAUCAACGAUGUCGACUGGGAAUCUUUCGCUAACGAGCUAUCUUCAGCUUGUGAAGAAGCCAGAAAACGUGUCAGCCUCUUGCCGAGCCUCCCUGCUUCAUCCAGACUUGCAGUCCUACUAAGCGAGAGUCAGAAGCUGGUAGAGGCUGUCAACAAACAUGUAGCAAUUGCUUCCCUUUACCAAACAGUCAGUCCGCGGGAAGAACUCAACUUGACCAAUCAGAAGGGCCAUUCAUGGAGCAAGGUGAAAGGUCAAGCAUUAUCAGUCAAGUCAGGAGAAGCUAUCGAGAAGACUUUGGAAACUGAGCAAAAACUGACAGAAAGUUUGGAAGGUUUUGGUCUUUUUGUCCAGCCAUAUAGUUACACGACUGACGAUAUCAUUAUCAGGGGUGAUCACAUGCUCGAGAACGUUGCAUUGUUCAACGAAACUCUUCAUGCGGACAGAGGCCUGCAGGAAAAGUCUCGUGCCCAAGCUUCAAGCGACAAACUAUCACAACAAUUUUUCUUGUUGCAACAUGAUUUAACUCUUCGUAACCAUAACCAUGAACAAUCCCAGCAUGCUUUGCUGUACUGCGGACUUCCCCAAAGCUCUGAGAAACUAGAGCCCCAAAGUAAAUCUCCGUCUCCUAGAAAAGGAGGCCCCAGCAAUGAACAGCUCGGACAGUUUCGGGAUCACAUUACUCGAGCAAUGCCGCGAUUUUUCGUGGAGAGGCAUAAUUACCAUGUGUACCAUAAAGAUAUCGUGUUUGAGAACAAUUACUGGGGUACAAAUCUGACUGCAAACGGGUUGAACGCUUAUGCGCUUCAGCUGAGCAAGCUGCGCUUCUUGGCCAGCCUGAAGUUUGCGCACAUGGAAGUGGUCAUCCUGAAAUGUACGAUUCACCCAGAGGAUGGCACCGUGAGGAUGAGGUGGCGACUCAAGGGGCUCUCGCAAUUCAAGGCUCUCAUGUUUUGGAAAUUUCUCCCCUGGAAUUACAAGAAAGGAGUCCGCGAUGAGUCGCAAUGGUAUGACGGGUUCUCAGUGUACCACCUGAACAGCGAAGGAUUGGUCGUCAAACAUCGUGUGGAUCAGGUCAUGCCUGAUGAGGAACUCCAGACCGUGAAAACGGCAAACCUUGCUGUCAAACUGGGUCUGCUAAUGGGCCUGGCACCAAAACCUGGCCUCAAUGAUUUUGCUAGCCUGUUUUACAGAAAGUCACCCCCACCCAAUUCAGCACUUCCUGGUCAACACUAG